Messenger RNA from Ctenocephalides felis (cat flea), 1551 nucleotides. RefSeq names its product probable cytochrome P450 304a1. The coding region runs from base 1 to 1551 and encodes 516 amino acids. The transcript is spliced from 9 exons. Gene Ontology annotation, molecular function: monooxygenase activity; oxidoreductase activity, acting on paired donors, with incorporation or reduction of molecular oxygen; iron ion binding. The record is from RefSeq and is a predicted model, not a curated record. Lineage: Eukaryota; Metazoa; Arthropoda; Insecta; Siphonaptera; Pulicidae.
AUGGCAAGCCCAUUUAUAAUAGGCCUUGCCAUAGCUUUAAUUAUAUACUGGUUAUACAGAAACUCAACAGAUAGACCCAAAAAUUUUCCGCCAGGACCUCCACGCUUGCCUAUAUGGGGAAGUUAUUGGUUCAUACUCUUGGCCAAUUAUCAUUUUCUGCACAUAGCAUUUAUACGUUUGUGCAAAUUUUACAAAACUAAAAUUCUGGGAUUUUUUGCUGGGGCCUUUCCUACUAUUAUCAUACAAGAUCACAAAACUAUCAGGGAAGUGUUAAACAGACGAGAAUUUGAUGGUCGACCAGACAUCAUCAUUGCAAGACUUAGGGAUCCUAAACUGGAAUUAAGAGGUAUAUUCUUUACUGAUGGAGCGUUUUGGCAUGAACAAAGACGGUUUGCCCUGAGAUACUUUCGAGAUUUUGGUUUUGGCAAAAGGUCACCGUCUCUAGAAAACUUAAUUCGGGAUGAUAUUAGUGACCUUAUUAAUUUGCUUCGACAUGGGCCUGAAGAACGUGAUGAAAAUACAGUUUGCCGAGAUGGGUUAGUUCUAAUGCCAGAUUUAUUUUUUGCCGUUUUUAUGAAUUCUUUCAUGGCAGUGUUUACUAGACAGCAUUGGCCGCGAAGUAAACACCAUGAACUUCUAAAGGUGGCCCGUGGUGCAAUGGUGUUUCAGAGGGCAGGAGAUGACAUGGGGAGAGCUCUUUCACAAACCCCUUGGCUACGGCAUGUUAUGCCAGAAUUUUCAGGAUAUAAUGAUCUCAGGGAAGGAAACAAAUGUUUGUACGAUUUUAUGAAAAAAUGUGUUCAACCAACAAUUGAAACUCAUCAAUACGGAAUUGAACGUAACUUUGUUGAUAUCUACUUAAACGAAAUGGAAAGACAACAAACUGACCUCUGUGAAGAAACAUUAACAUCAUCAUUUUCAGUUGAACAACUGAUAUUAGUCGGAAUAGAUUUUUUACUUCCAACGAUAACAGCAUUAACAGCUCAAAUAUCAUAUUUGUUUUUCCACAUUAUGCGUCAGCCAGAUGUCCAGGAAAAAGUACAGGAAGAAAUUGAUAGGGAGGUUGGAGUUACACGAUCUCCAAACCUGGAUGAUAGAAUAAAUAUGCCUUAUACCGAAGCUUGUUUGAGAGAAGUUAUGAGAAUCGAUACUUUGGUACCUAUGAAUAUACCACAUAAGACUCUGGCUGAUACAACACUUAAUGGAUUUGAUAUACCUAAGAAUACUAUGGUAUUGACCAACCUUUGGGGAAUGCAUCACGAUGCAGAUAUUUGGGGAGAUCCUGAAGUUUUUCGACCAGAGCGGUUUCUAGACUGCAAAGGAAUGCUCAAGAAGAAGGACAUCACACUACCAUUUGGAGCAGGGAAGCGACUAUGCGCAGGUGAAACAUUUGCUCGUCAGGGUUUAUUUCUGAUGUUUGCAGGCCUCAUGCAACAUUACACCUUCUCACCAGCGCCUGGUUUGCCCAGACCAUCUGCCAAUAACAAAUUAUCAGGAUUUGUGUUAACACCGAAGGACGUCUGGGUUAAAUACUCACAAAGAUGUUGCUAG